Messenger RNA from Strigops habroptila (Kakapo), 2900 nucleotides. It is a transcript of the gene CHST12, whose product is annotated as carbohydrate sulfotransferase 12. Gene Ontology annotation, cellular component: membrane. The coding region runs from base 1218 to 2465 and encodes 415 amino acids. Lineage: Eukaryota; Metazoa; Chordata; Aves; Psittaciformes; Psittacidae. Gene Ontology annotation, molecular function: sulfotransferase activity. Gene Ontology annotation, biological process: proteoglycan biosynthetic process; carbohydrate biosynthetic process. The record is from RefSeq and is a predicted model, not a curated record. The transcript has 5 exons.
AGAAGGUAAAGCAGCACCUUUGCUCCUGCUCUGUCAUUAUCUCCAAGCUUUGUUUUCUGAUGGCAAACUGGAGAACAACCCACACCAAAAACCUUGUCUUGGAUGUCAUGACUCCACAGUUCUCAGCUGCUUCUCUAGGAGUGAUCUUUAACUCUUCCUCCUCACUUCUGCUCCAGCCCGGAACAUUCCUGUGCCAGACACUGGAGAGGUUACACCACCAGCACCAAUCUGAGCUGGAGGAGGAGACACUGAACCAACCGCCUGCUUCUAUACAUUCAGUGAUGUCCUGCAUGCUCAGGAGGGGACUCCACCGGAGACGCUGCCAAAAGACAACGCUCCUGCAAGGACCAUCCCGCAGAGCAAUGCAGAUCAUGGUCCUACAGAGACAAGUUGAAGGGCCUGCAGAUGGUGCCAGCAGUCGGCAAAAGCCAGUCUCCUGCUUGAGGAGCCAGGCGAAGGCUAAAUAGGAGUCACCGGGGGAGCAGGAUUCUCUGUGGUCCCAUGGAUUGCCAUUUCAAGACUGCUGGAAGCGGAUGCAGGGGAGCGUGCCUUAAAAUAGCAUUUCAGAUGAGAGUGCAGCCGGGAGAAGCAGCAUAGUGAUAGGUGAAGACCCUGAUAAGAGCUAGCCUGGAGGUAAACCAUGGGGAUGUGUUUUUCUUUUUGGAGCAAACACCUCCAGCCAGCAGCCUUCUCCAUAAGGAACUUUUUUUAAGUAUUUUUCCUGCUUUUUACAUAUGCUACAAAUGAAGCAGUUCUGGUCAGUGCACUGAAUAAACAGUGACUCCAUGCCCUACACAGAAGUGGCUUCCCUCCUAGAUCUGCUGAAGUAUCUAAGAUGACGAUUUCAGAGCUUGUCUUGAAAUCACAUGGCUCCAGAAGCUUGAGAUUGAUAAACUCCCAUCAUUGCUAUGGAAACUGGUGAAACUGCAACACAUUAUGCCUCCUUUUGGCCAGUUUGUUCUUCUCCACAGGGUCUGUCUGUGGGUACCUCAGACUCACACAGCUCUCUCCCUGCAGACAUGGAUGGUCAGACCAGUGACAAGUCUUGGUUGUGCAAGGUUGUUCUCUCCAAACAAGGGUAAUUAAGGGUUCAACUAACUUUUCUUUCUGGUACCUUUCCAGGGACCUGGUCUGCAGCACCAUGCUGGAUCCCAAGCCUCACCCUGCAAGCUGGAGGUGAAUCCAGGUGAAAUCCAGCUAUCACACGAGGCGUCAGAAUGACCAAAGCACGGCUCCUCCGUCUCUCUGUGGUGCUGGUCUCCAUCUUCAUGAUCCUCCUGAUCAUUGUGUACUGGGACAACGUGGGAACAGCUCACUUCUACCUGCAUACAUCCUUCUCCAGGCCUCAUUCCCCUGCUAUCACGGCAGGUGAAGACUGGGAAGCCUUGCCAGAUGUAGAUGAAUUUUUGGCAAAGCUGCUUAGUUCAAGCCUAAAACAGAAUAGCUCUACCCCCCGAAAGACAGAGCAGCUACUUGUCCAGGGCUCCAGCAAGCCCGUGGCGAGCAAUUUGGAGGAGAAGGUGCGGGGCUAUGACUGGUCUACACACAAUGACAGAAACAGCUUAGACCAAGAGCAAGUGCAGAUAGAGAGGCAGAGAACGUUGAGGGAGUUUUGUGCCAAUUCCAGCUUCACCUUCCCCACCAAGGGGCGCUCCUUUGAUGACAUCCCAAACUACGAGCUCAACCACCUGAUUGUGGAUGACCGCCAUGGCAUCAUCUACUGUUAUGUCCCCAAGGUGGCCUGCACCAACUGGAAGCGGGUGAUGAUUGUGCUAAGUGAGAGCCUGCUAGACCAGGGUAUCCCAUACCGGAACCCUCUGGAUAUUCCCCGGGAACAUGUUCACAACACCAGCACCCAUUUGACGUUCAACAAAUUCUGGCGCCGUUAUGGGAAGUUCUCCCGGCACCUCAUGAAGAUCAAGCUAAAGAAGUACACCAAGUUCCUCUUUGUACGGGACCCUUUUGUCCGCCUCAUCUCCGCCUUUCGCAGCAAAUUUGAGCUGGAGAAUGAGGAGUUCUACCGACGUUUUGCCAUCCCCAUGCUAAAGCUGUACUCCAACCACACUAACCUUCCCUCCUCCGUUAGCGAGGCCUUCGGGGCAGGCCUCAAAGUCUCCUUUUCUGACUUCAUCCAGUACUUACUGGAUCCCAGGACAGAGAAGAUGGCCCCUUUCAAUGAACACUGGAGGCAGGUUUACCGUCUGUGCCAUCCGUGCCAGAUAGACUAUGAUUUCAUUGGCAAGCUGGAGACGCUGGAUGAGGAUGCUGCUUAUCUAUUGCAGCUCCUCAAAGUGGACAAGCUGCUUCGCUUCCCCCCCAGCUACCGGAACAGGACUGCCAGCAGCUGGGAAGAUAACUGGUUUGCCAAAAUUCCCCUGGCUUGGAGGCAGCAGCUCUACAAGCUUUAUGAAGCAGAUUUUGUACUCUUUGGCUACCCCAAACCAGAAAACUUGCUUAAAGACUGAAAGUGAUUGGGUUGGGGGGGGGGGUGUGGGAGGGAACAUCUGAAAUACCAAAAAUGUUUAAAGCCUCCUCAUUUUUGCUCUUAACUCCCUUCCCCAUACAGGUUGGUACAAUGGAAUCUAUUUUUUCUACUGCUUCCCCUUCCAUUUUUGCAAUAAUGCCAGAGUCCAGGGUAUUCCAGCCAGCUGUGCAUAUGCAAAAAAACAAAUGCCAUUUUGGUUUUGAUUCUAGUUUGUUUUGUGAUUUUUAAAUUACCCCCAUGUUUUGCAAUGGGUUGCUGCCCUCGGUCACUCUGCCAGCUGUGUCCUUCAGUAGCUUUUUAUUAAUACUUUUUAAAAAUUAAUAUAUUGAAGAUAUUUAAUACAAAGUGUGUGUCGUGGCAAAGGAAGGGAAGGAAUUAAAAAAAAAAAACAGUAAAAGAAAAACUCAAGAAAUGA